Messenger RNA from Rodentolepis nana, 405 nucleotides. The record is from the annotation of a GenBank genome assembly. Lineage: Eukaryota; Metazoa; Platyhelminthes; Cestoda; Cyclophyllidea; Hymenolepididae.
AACGGUAAGCAGAGAAGCCACCGGAGCAUAGAGGCGUUGUCACGUGGCAGUGGGAAUCCUCUGGGGAGUGAGAGCACUACCCCGACGGCCUCCAAACAGCGUCUUCAUCGAUCAGCAAGUAGAGAGGAUCGCAAGCCUUCGUGGAAGGGCUGGAUUCGUUUGGUUAAGCCGGAUCCUGGAGACUCAUUUGGCAUUGGGCUCUCAAAAGGCCUGUCAUCGCGAGGAAUUUACGUUUCCGCCAUUCGUCCAGGUUCAGUGGCUGAUACAUCUGGACUACUUCAGAUAUAUGAUCGAAUCCUCAAGGUGAAUGAGCUCUCGACGAGGGGACGGACGUGUCGAGAAGUGGUGGCUAUGAUACGAAGAUCGAGUCCCGUUUUGGAUCUCUUUGUUCACCGACGGCGUUGA